Scylla paramamosain (green mud crab) is the source of this 4158-nucleotide messenger RNA. Its product is annotated as protein mono-ADP-ribosyltransferase PARP12-like. The transcript is spliced from 2 exons. Bases 130 to 2265 code for a protein of 711 amino acids. Gene Ontology annotation, molecular function: NAD+ poly-ADP-ribosyltransferase activity; NAD+-protein mono-ADP-ribosyltransferase activity. The record is from RefSeq and is a predicted model, not a curated record. Gene Ontology annotation, cellular component: nucleus. Lineage: Eukaryota; Metazoa; Arthropoda; Malacostraca; Decapoda; Portunidae.
GCCAAUAGUUCACCCUCAGACAGAUUGGAAACUGACGGUGGCGCCACAGCACCACAUUCCUCGUCAAAGCAGCAGCACCUAAUAUCGGGUCUUCUUGCUACAAUAUACAAGGACUACUGAAGUGGUGUAAUGGGUAACUCCCAGUCUGACCAGGAGGGCUAUUCAUCAGGGUCUAAUCAUGGGUAUGUCUAUGAAUAUGACAUGACCCCAGCCCAGCCACGGAACAGGAAGAAGCCAAUGAAAAGAUCCAAGAAUGCCCAAGAUAGGCACAAUAGAUGGUAUGCCAGCCAGCCAGUCAUUCAGGUACAAAAUGAGCCUACCAGAGCAAACUUCAGCACCCGAAGACAACAAAACUCUCAACCACCAACCAGAAUGCAGCAAAAGACUCAAGUAUCAAUCAAAGGACAACAAAACAAUCAACCAUCAACCAGAAGACAAGAAAACACUCAACAAUCAUCCACAAGACAACAAAACACUCAACCAUCAACCAGAAGAAAGCAAAACACUCAACUAUCAACCACAGGACAACAAAGCACUCAAUCAGCCAGACGACAGCAAAACACUCAACUAUCAACCACAGGACAACAAAACACUCACCUAUCAAUCACAAGCACUAUAGCAAUUCCAGCCACAUCCCAAAGUUCAUCUUACGGCAGCUUACAGCACCAAGAUGAUCUUGAAUUCCAUCAGCCAGCUUCCCUGAAUGCGGUACACCAUGCUAACAACUAUGUGAUCCCGGCAGCUGAUUCUAAGGAGAGAAAAGACCCCUGGGACAUCUCACCAUGUCAAAGUGGACUGCAGAACCAGGAGUUGCGAAUAUGUCCUCAGUAUAAUGGACAUGGCUGUGUGACUGAGCCAUGCAGGAGACUUCAUGUUUGCUUCUUCUGGGCCACAAAGACAUGCAUGAAAACUUACUGCAACUGUUACCACUCUCUUGACUCAAUGCACAAUAGGAGGCUCAUUGAAGCUUGUGCAAUGAAGCCAGAGUUAAUGCUGGAUAAUUCUAGAGGCACGUCACUUGUGCCUGAGGAGCUACAAAUCUGUCUGUUUAGUGUGUUAAAGAAAUGUUCAAAGAGAGGUUGCUCCAGAGUACAUUCUACAAAAAGUUACCUGUGGGAGGUCAAGGAUAACAGUGGAUGGAUACAAAUGUCACACAAACAGAAUGACUACUUAGAACUGAUGUACAGUCAUCCAUCUAAGGAGCAAGUGGAUCUAAUUCCUAUUGAAAUUGACAUUGGUAAUAGAAAUUUACAAAGACUUGCUGAUCUCCUUUCCAAAGAAACUUCAUGGUCUGUUGACUUGGAAGCCUUCAAGCUGAAUGGAACUUCUUCUGUGCAUGAAAUUAGAAGACUCUCCACUGUCUCGGAUCUGACUUCCAGAGUCCCUGUGGCUACUCGAUGGGUUUGGUACUGGCAGGAUGAUGAUGGCUGCUGGGAACCUUAUCUUGAGGGUGCUCAGAAAAAAUGUUAUUAUGUGGCUCUUAGUGACCACUUGGAGUACAUUCUACAAGCACAAAACAUUAGGUUUGUUACUAUUCAUAUCAAGGAGCACUCUUACACUAUUGAUGGCAAGGAAAUGACGCAAACCAACCUAACCACCGGAAGGACACGAAGGGUCCGCAGGAGGCCAGCUUACACCCUGGUUUGUAAGAAGAGUGUCAAGUUUGAUGAUCUGUUCUUGACCCAACCCACUACAAAGAAAUACCUGAAGCUUCCAGUAGUUCCUCUGAGCUCAGAAUUCAUAUUUGUGGAGAAUCUAUUGAAGCAGACCCUGGCAGGACUCAAGGUUGCAAACAUACACAGAAUUCAGAAUAACCACUUGUGGAAGGUGUACCAAAAUAAGAAGCGCUUCCUGAUCUCUCUUAACAAUGGGGAUACCAUGGCCAUAAAUGAGCAGUACCUCUUCCAUGGCACCAGUCAUGAAGCUGUCGACCAUAUCUGUGCAGAAAACUUUAACUGGAGGCUGUGUGGCACCAACGUAGGCCACUUGUAUGGCCAAGGAACAUACUUUACUAACUUGGCCAAGUUGGCUCACACAUAUGGCAAGAGUAAUAAGACAGACAAAAAAGUUAUGCUGGUGGUCCUCGUGCUGGUUGGAAAGAUGACAGUAGGCCAUGUCAAUAUGAGCUUUCCACCAAUGAAUGCAUCUACUGGGAGGAAUUAUGACACUACCUGUGAUAAAGAAACCAAUGCCUCUAUCUUUGUUAAGUAUGACAGGGAUGAAUAUUACCCAGCUUAUAUUGUGAAAUACAGUUGUGCCUCAUGAUAUGUCUGGUGUAGGACACAAAGGGUAUGCAGGUCAGCCUGUUUUGCUGGAAGAAUGUUGAAUUUGACGAGCUGUUCUAGACCCAACCCACUAUAAAUGAAUUUCUAAAAGUUCCAGUAGUGCCUAGUUUCCUCAGUUUUAUCUUCUGUUAAGGUUUCUUGAGGACUUAAUUGCAAGGUUGUUAUAAAUGGAGCUAUUCACUGAAACGAUUGUUGUAGUUGACACUUUUUUUUUCCCCUUCUCAAAUUCUGAUGAAAAUACAGAUUGGCUUAAUGGAUAACUACUCAAAUUUCAUCAGGUGUUACCUUGGUAUCAGAUGAAUAUUGAACUGUUAGAAUUUAAAUACCACAAGAUACUGAGCUUAGAUUCUCACUAAGGUAACUGAGGCAAGGUGCCCAAAAAGACACUCUGAACCAUUCUCCAAGGCUAAAUUCCAAACUGUUUUAGCCCCUAAUUCUAUGUAUUUGGGGAUUAGGGACAUAGGACUCAAUACCAGUCAGGUAGUUGAAGGCACCAUCAUGGCAGUACUUCCCUCACCAAACUCACUGCCUCCCACACCUAGCCAGCCUAAGCCUAGUUUUACAUCUCACUUUUGUGAGCUUUUAUUAUUUUCUUAAUGUAUUCCUACUAAAGCUUGUAAUUGAGGCUACACACUGCUCAUAGGCAUAUAUUGUUAUAGUAAUGUAAUACAGAACUGUAUACUGAGAUGAGAAUCUGUGAACAGUGAGCUAUGAAUCAUAAAUAUCCAUCUAUGCACUGGUGGCAUGUUGUCCAUCAGCACUAUCAGUGCUAUCUGCGAUGAAAUAAAAACAAGAAAAUAUGGGAAGCUAAAGGAAGCUAUCAGGCCUACAUGUGACAGUCCCUGUAUGAAUUUUCUGUUUAUCUAAAAUUGUCAACUAAAAUUUACUUAAAUGGAAAUUAAUUUCUCUAAGCAGCACUAUACUUUUUUUUUUUUAAUGGUCCAAGUUUGUAGCUUCACUAUACAAAACUGCCAUUUGUGACCAGUGUAUUAUAGCAGUUUUAGAUUAAAGAAAAAAAUAAAAAUAAAUAAAUAAAAAAAAAAAUAAUAAUAAUAAUAAUAAUCUCAUUUCAUUAUCACACAAGCAGAAUCAAGAAAGAAAAUGAAGAAUCAAGUGUAAGGUUUCAGUUGUAUCCUCUUAUAGAAUUAAGUACACAGAAUCUUCUAUUUGGAGGACUUCAUCAGUGAAGCACUAUCCAAUAAAUGGUCAAACAUUGUAUAAUUUUUUUGGGAAUUAUAUGAUAUAAGAGGUCCUUGAUGUAAUGUAGGCUUAGUUUGUUACUUCAGUAUAUGGGUUUGAGCAAAUUGUACCAGCAAGUUGGUGCUGCCUCAUAUAGUGUCUUGGAGUUGCACUACUGCUACAUAAUUCCACUGGGAGCACUGUCCUGUACAAAUUGUUUGGGUAGUGUCCAUUUCCUUCACUUUAAGAAACACAGUACACACAAGAAAGAUGGUUGGACAUUCCAAAACACUAACAAAGUUGCUCUGUAAGGAAUAUGUAAAAAAUACUAUAGAUAAUACAUAACUUUUUUUCUUUUCAUAAUUUCAAUGAAUCCCUAAUGUGUUCUUUAGUUUUGCUUCAAUAUCUGAUUGGUUAAUGAGAUUUCAGUGAUAGUAAGGAUAACUUAGAUGUAUUAUUAUAUCUGCUGCCUGAAAAACAAACUUCUUCCAUGCUCAUUUGAUGAUUUCAAUUAGUGUUUUGUUUUUCUGGAAGACAACUGCAUAGGCAGACAAUAGUGUACAUUUACUACAUAUCUUCCUUAUCAAUCUUCAUUAUUCUAGACCUUCUGCACAAGGAACACUACAUUCUGUGACAUGUUUGAAUGAUAAAUACCCAUUGCUGUAAGUGACAAGAAAAUAAAAGUUGCCACAAA